AAUAGCGGCGAACAACGAGCAACACCGAAAUUAAAGACAUCAAUAAAUGUGUAACCUCGAACAAAUUAACAAGCGACGAUUGAGUGUGUUAACAACUUGGUGGCGGACGCUGUCGACACCGUUACUAUUUAACAGUUUUCAUUAUUCGGUUCCGAUAAAGUACCGUUUCACAGAAAUCAUUGUUAGACGCUUUCUCGUUGUCCUCUCUGUGUGAAAGCAAUAGCAACGAGGAAAAAGAAUAAAAGACCUAGGAUUAUAGACUACACAGUGGUCGAGCGCUGCUUCCCAUGUGGAGCAGUUGUCUUGACCGAAAACGAGCGGUGUUUUGUCAAAGACACUUAGCAGUUAACUCACGACCCAUGAAAACUUUGCCGCUAGCCAAACGUUCCGCCUAUCUGUCCAGUCGGUCAUAGGCAGUCGCACCAACCAUGAAGUGGCCCAUCGUCGCAUCUACCUGGCUCAGUGUUGCUGUUGCCAACGUGGUACCAGUUGUGGACCCAUUGUGUUCGACGAAUAUUGCCAACAACAACAGGACCAGCAUACAAAUGGCAAUUGAUUGUGACGACAGCGACUUGUACGACGCUAUCAAUGGAGGUUCCGUAACGAAUUCGAACACCUCUAUCGGUUCCUGGUCCUCUUCAGCCUCAUCGAUGGCCUCGUCGUCGGCGGCGUCGAAUGGGGUGCUGACAGGCAGCCAGAGUGUCAAUGCCACGAGCUCUGUUAGGGCGAAUUCACUGACGAGGGAGCCGAGGUAUCGUCCCUUGGUAGACACCAUCGUUGGGACGGCGGUUCUUGGCGCCAUCCUUCUUAUCGGAGUUGCAGGCAAUAUAAUGGUUGUUGCAGUGGUCGCCCAAACGCGCUCAAUGCGAACUCCGACGAACUGCUAUCUCGUCUCGUUGUCAGUAGCCGACCUCAUGGUUCUGCUAUCGGCAAUCCCGAAUGAGAUCCUCGCCCAGUACAUCCUUGAGGACGAAUGGAUCUUUGGCCGAGCUGGCUGUGCAAUGUUUGUUUUUUUCCAGUACCUGGGCAUUAACGCCUCGUCUUUAUCAAUUACGGCAUUUACCGUCGAGCGAUAUAUCGCCAUCUGCCUGCCAAUGAAGGCGCAGACCAUGUGCACGGUGAAACGUGCUAAGAAGAUUAUCCUCGCUGUGUGGUUGUUUGCGCUGUGUUACUGUUGCCCAUGGUUAUUUUUUCUUACGACGACACGGCCAAUCUACUACCGGGGCCAGGAGCACCGUUACGUGGAGACGUGCACGUAUUCACUGCACCGAUCGUUCUAUAUGCGUUUUUUUUUUGCCGACAUCAUUCUAUUCUAUGUAAUUCCGCUCAUUCUAUCAUGUGUCUUGUACGGGCGAAUGGCCCAAGUGUUAUUCCAUACGGACAUUGGUGCGAUGACGACGGCAGCGAAGACUGCCAACGGGCAGACUACAGCUAAAGUCAAUGCUAAUAUGAACAACCAGUCCAGAAUUCAGGUGGUGAAAAUGCUGAUCGUGGUCGUUGUACUUUUCGCGACGUUGUGGCUACCAUAUCGUGUGCUGCUCGUCUAUAAUUCGUUUGCCAGCAAGCCUUACCUCGAGCUGUGGUACCUGAUGCUCUGCAAGACGCUCAUCUUCGUCAAUUCGGCCAUCAAUCCUGUGCUCUACAACGCCAUGUCGGUCAAGUUCCGGCGGGCCUUUCGGCGGACCUUAUCCUGCGAUUCUAAAAAUCGUUUCGAAAAUCGCACGUUUACUACAACAAUGACAACGGUCAGGCACACGAUAAAGCCGAAGGAUCAAUAUUGACGGGACGCGAACUCCUAAAUUACUUUUGCCUAGAAGCUCGCAGAAAUGAGGCAAACAACCGAUUUCGAGAAGUACCUCGUCGUAAAUGGCAACACCUCAACGCCGAACGACACAGAAAAUUCGUCGAAAAUUGCGCUUGCCGAUAAACCUAACCAAGAGAAUAAGAAUGAAUGCAACCUGCAAGCUGCGACUCACCAUUGUUAAACGACUUCACAUCCCCCUUAGGCAGCCCUGUUUCGAAGAUAUUUUGUUGCAGAAAAUCGCGAUGAUAACUCAGUUUUACCCUGCACAACGUUGAUAGUAUUGCUGACCCAAUGCUAAAACAGCUAAAUCAAUGAGUUCACAAAAGUCAUGGCCGCGAUUUUUCAACGUAGGGACCUGUAACUGGUCGUCAUUGAAUGAGUAAAUUGAAAGAAAAACAUUAAAUUGGAAUUUUCCUGACUGAGUAUAAUUAUAGUAGUAUCGAUAAAGUGAAUUAAUGUACACUAAAUAUGAAUCUAUCGUAUACAUUUUGGUGGAAUGUAGCACUUAAAUGUGCUUUGAGCACAAAAAAAAAACAAGCAAUAGAUAUCAAUGCCUGAUAUCCUAAAAUUAUAGUUUGUACCGUUGAUGCAAUAGACCAUAACUGCAUUGGCCAUUGGGUCGUUGUGCUUCUGCAGACUGCAGAAUCGUCCAACGUGUGCAGAUUCUCUGAUUCGCUUCACUGACGUAUUGCGUUUUGCCAGCCGCCAAGGUGCACUCAAACAAAGUCUACCAUAAGUCGACUUCUGCGUAUUUAUAAUCAUAUACCCUCACAUCGUGUACUUUAACAUCCUGUUUGUGUCGUACCAACAAACAAAUCAACUUCCUACACGUUUCGCGUAGCUUCCGCCAAUAGCCCAGCCCGCGCAAUGAAAUCAGUCAAUAAAACAAAACCCGAAUGCGCGAGAUGCACCCAAGACGAAUCGAGAGUCUUUUAUCUGCAGUUAGAAAGGCAAACGAAGACUCUUUUGUUUGCUUCCGACGUGAGAAUUCCCGUACCACGAUAUUAUUCGUAAGAUGAGUGGAUCUGGGAGGAGUCGGGGAAAAUGUUAACCAGCGGGAAUAACUGAACGAGACCGAAGUAAAAUCGAAUUGAAGUUAGACCGAGUUUAUUUUGCUUCCAGUAAUCAGUACUACUAUUGCUUAUGCUAAUAGAAUACUAAAGGAAAUAGAUUCAGCCUCUCUUAGUUGUUUCGUGAGAACGAAUUUUACGUGCAGACGCAUAGACCAACACACACACACACACACACACACGUACACGCCCAUGCCGGCAUGAAAGGAUAAUAAACAGCAUAGAAUUAUGAUAUCUGUAUGGGAUGCAACUGCGGGCGUCGUCGGAAAAAAACAAAAGGUAAGAACAACAAUCACAUUUUGUAGAUUAAGAGCAACACGCCAUGUUUUCAUGGUAUCAAUUCAGACAAGUAUAGAGAGUAUAAAAAAAAAUGUGAUCUAAUUAACAUUUUUCACUUGGCCAGGCGGCGAAAUGGACACUCAAGGCAUGUUAAAGUUACUAACUAAGACAAUUUCUUUCAAAAAGCUAGGCUGUUUACGAAGUCCAGAACUCUUCACAGCGGAAGCAGGUGGGUGGUGUAGCAGCUUGAGGUAGUUCAUCUAUGCAUACACAUAAACCACUAGGACCGUAUAACGGACCAUUGUAGCGGCAGUACAUGCAAAUGUAAGAUGAAUGCAGCCUUAACACUGUCGAUUGACACAGACAUUUAAUUUUAAUCUGUAUCUUUAAAAAUAUUUUCUAGUACAGUUUAGAGUAAAAAAAAUAGUCCUCUUCCUAUGGCGGGAUCAGAUUAUCAUAAGUAGAGAUUCCGAGCAAGGAACAUACGACGAAUAUGUUGAAAACAUACAAUGGAUCUCAGUAAAUCCGAAGAUGACUUUUGCCGUGACAAAUGGCUCUAUCUAUUGUGCAUGAGAGCAGAAAACCCGUUGAGGCAUUUCCUAUUAACUCCGGGAAAGAAUAGGCCGGCUUUGAGCAAGGCACCAACAAUCUGUAAACGACACCAGUCUGUCACACAGUUUUGUAAAACGGCUAAAAAAAAAAAAUACGGGGUACAUCUACGAGACAGAGUAACGAUCAGACUCUCUUCUAGAGUUACCCACAACAUGUAAAAAAAACUGAUUAAAAAAGAGCAGUUUUUCAUAAGAUAUUUUACCUUAUUGUACAGUAUGAUGUUAUAAACGAGGGUUGAUGAAUAUAUAAAUGACAUUGAAAAAAAACAGUCGAACCUGGUGUAUAUAUUUAUUCUUCUCACUGAAAAACGCCUCCAUAUGUAAAUGUAAUAGAAUAAUCCGAGCAGGAGGUAGAGGUGGACAGGGUAAGAAAGGGCAAGAAACGAGAGUGUCCGAUGAAAGAGAAAUGGUCUCUAUGCUGUGGUGUUAAUAAAAGCGUCAAAAUAUUUGUCGGGUU
Varroa destructor (honeybee mite) is the source of this 4221-nucleotide messenger RNA. Its product is annotated as thyrotropin-releasing hormone receptor-like. Lineage: Eukaryota; Metazoa; Arthropoda; Arachnida; Mesostigmata; Varroidae. Gene Ontology annotation, cellular component: membrane. Gene Ontology annotation, molecular function: thyrotropin-releasing hormone receptor activity. The record is from RefSeq and is a predicted model, not a curated record. Gene Ontology annotation, biological process: G protein-coupled receptor signaling pathway.